Drosophila arizonae is the source of this 603-nucleotide messenger RNA. RefSeq lists its product as uncharacterized. NCBI's taxonomy places the organism in Eukaryota, Metazoa, Arthropoda, Insecta, Diptera, Drosophilidae. The record is from RefSeq and is a predicted model, not a curated record.
AUGUUGCUCCACAAAUGGCUGUUGCUGCCGUUGGCUCUCAUGGAAUUCAUGUAUUUCCUGGGCAUCACAAUCAGUCACAUUGUCUUCAUGAUUGUGCUGAAGAAGCAGAUCAACCUGGGCCUACUCAUUGUGCUCACCUUGGUGGGCAGUUUCUAUUGUCUUUUUGCUGGCUAUAAUUGCGUGACGUGCAUUGCCCUGUUCCAAAUAAUAAAUCUGGUGCGAAGCAACAAAUAUCGUCAGCUCUACGGCGAGGAUCCGUUUAAUCCGCUGGUCAUGAGGCGUUCACGCGGCGAGGUGCAGCAGCUGCGCGUGCUGGGCACACCCGAGGACAUCGACAUCGAUGAGCAGAAGCGAUUGGCCAAGCUGGGCCUCUGGCCGCGACGUCAUCCGCAGGUAAUUUCCGUCAUUCCGAUGCAGACGCCGGCCGUCAAUCUGAAAUGGUGGCAGCAGCAGGCCCUCGACAGGGAUGAACAGCUCCACGAUUCGGCUGUCUAUCGAAACUGGCAGCGCGAUGAGCUGCUGCGGGGCGUGGGCGGCGAGGUGGAGCGCAAAAAUGAAUUGAAUCGACGCUACGCAGAGGUGCAACAUUUCCAAUGGCGCUAG